AGCUGGAGGAGGAGAGGCGGCAGGGGGCAUGGGGGAAUUGCUGUAGGAGCUCCCCUCCUGCCAUGCAUAUUCAUUGGAAACCCCGUUCAGCAGCUGCAGUACGACAUAGUACGGCCACGUAAGCGAUGAUGUAGGAGAUCGUGAGGGACUGGGGGAGGAGGAGCACGUGAGAAGAGAGCUAGCGAGGGAGGGAGGGAGCGGAGACACAGGCAGAGUGUGAGCAUCUCAUCCUGGCAUUCAAGCUGUCAGUGGAGGAAGACGGAGAAAUUCAACAGCAAUAUCAACACUGCGCUCUUGAGAAGCAGCACAAGAGUUGCGAAUCCCAGACCACAAAGAGGCUACUGUAACCGCUACGCUGUUGACGUCCAACCCAGAGUUUAACCUUCACUAGCCAUGAACUUCCUGCGCCGUCGCCUCUCUGACAGCAGCUUCAUCGCCAACCUGCCCAACGGCUACAUGUCGGAUCUCCAGAGGCCCGACCCACCUCCACCGCCUCCCCCGACUGCUGCCACCAAAGCCCCCGCAGGACCGACUCCUGCCCCAUCGGCGCCUCCUGCGGCCAAGUCCCCCCCUGCUUCUCCGGCCCCCGAGCGACGACCGCAGCCCGCCCAAUCCACCGGCUCGGGAUUCUUCAGCUCCAUCACCAACGUGGUGAAGCAAACCGCCGCUUCUGCGGGACUCGUGGAGCAAAGUCCUGCGGCGGUGUCGCGGAAGUUCAAGAUCCUCCUGGUCAUCGACGAACCCCAACACGAGUGGGCAAAGAUUUUCCGUGGGAAGAAGGUCCACGGAGAUUAUGAUGUCAAAGUUGAGCAGGCUGAGUUCUCGGAGAUCAACCUUGUGGCUCAUGCUAAUGGCACAUGCAGUGUGGACAUGCAAGUGAUCAGAAAUGGAACAAAAGUGGUUCGGUCCUUCAAGCCUGACUUUGUGUUGGUGCAACAGCACGCUUAUAGCAUGGCACAGAAUGAAGACUUCCGCAAUAUAAUCAUCGGUUUGCAGUAUGCCGGGAUCCCCAGCGUCAACUCGCUGGAGUCCAUUUACAACCUCUGUGACAAGCCAUGGGCUUUUUCUCAACUGAUCAGCAUCUACAAGAAACUGGGAGCAGAUAAAUUCCCUCUUGUUGAUCAGACAUUCUACUCAAACUACAGGGACAUGAUCUCAAUGCCAACAUUCCCUGCGGUGGUGAAGAUCGGACACGCUCAUUCUGGAAUGGGGAAGGUGAAAGUCGACAAUCACAGUGACUUCCAAGACAUUGCAAGUGUUGUGGCCAUCACUCAAACCUACACGACCACAGAGCCUUUCAUUGAUGCUAAAUAUGACAUCAGGGUCCAGAAGAUCGGUUCUGACUACAAAGCUUACAUGAGAACAUCCAUAUCUGGCAACUGGAAAUCGAACACUGGCUCUGCCAUGCUGGAGCAAGUAGCCAUGACUGACAAAUAUAAGCUGUGGGUGGACGCCUGUGCAGAUGUCUUUGGAGGUCUAGAUAUCUGUGCUGUUAAAGCCAUACAUGGAAAGGAUGGAAAGGACUAUAUCACUGAGGUGGUGGGCUCAUCGAUGCAGCUGAUUGGAGAUCACCAGCUGGAGGACCGGCAGCUGAUCGCUGCCAUCGUCCUGGCCAAGAUGAACCAGGAACCGGGCCGCAUAGCAGCUCGAUCCCCACAAAGACCUCCAACCACUGUACAACCUGCACAAGUACGGUCGUCAAACCCCAAAAGCCUGACUGAGCCCAACAAGACCCUCGGCCAGCGGACCCCUCCACAAGGUUGUUUGCAGUACAUUCUCGACUGUAACGGAGUUGCAGUCGGACCAAAACGAGUCCAGGCAAAAUGAUUUCUACUGCCACAAUUCCAGAUACACGGUUCAGCCCACAAUAAAACAAAAGCUCAGUUCACUGGUGCUGGUUGAGGUUAGGAUAGUGACAGAUGCAGUGGUUUGGAGCUUGUGCUCUUCAGAAUCUGCCUUGACUGUGUCGUUCGCCCCUGUGAAG
Messenger RNA from Sinocyclocheilus rhinocerous, 1984 nucleotides. RefSeq names its product synapsin-2-like. Gene Ontology annotation, molecular function: ATP binding. Gene Ontology annotation, cellular component: synaptic vesicle; synaptic vesicle membrane. Gene Ontology annotation, biological process: neurotransmitter secretion. The record is from RefSeq and is a predicted model, not a curated record. Bases 394 to 1827 code for a protein of 477 amino acids. Lineage: Eukaryota; Metazoa; Chordata; Actinopteri; Cypriniformes; Cyprinidae. The transcript has 11 exons.